This is a messenger RNA of Vespa mandarinia (Asian giant hornet), 759 nucleotides long. It is a transcript of the gene IFT20, whose product is annotated as intraflagellar transport 20. Lineage: Eukaryota; Metazoa; Arthropoda; Insecta; Hymenoptera; Vespidae. The record is from RefSeq and is a predicted model, not a curated record. Gene Ontology annotation, biological process: protein localization to cilium; cilium assembly. Gene Ontology annotation, cellular component: ciliary basal body; centrosome; intraciliary transport particle.
AAGCAACAAAAAAUUCAUUCUACUUGAUAUGUAUACAUGUAUAUUUUAAAAUGAUUAUCAUCGUGAAAAUACGUGAAUCUAAUACCAUUGGCAACCAAGGUGGAAAACAAAAGUUUACGCAUGCGUAUAAUACGAAAAUCUAAUAACACUGUUUUGUUUUUUGUUUUGUAGUUUAAGAGGAGAAGAAGAAUGGCCGAUUCUUUGACAAAGUACGGACUUUAUAUUGAUGAUCUAAGUAAGAUUUGUAUUUUAGAACCGGAAGUAGCUAAUCAGACGAAUAAAUUAAAGGAGGAAUGUCAAAAUUUCGUUACCAGAAUCAUGGAAUUUCAAAAGAAUUGUAAUAAAUUCAUCGACAUGACCGACAACUGGGCGAACGAGGUUGAAAAAGAAAAAAUGCGAACGAUCGGCGCGCGAAAUUUAUUACGUUCGGUUGAAAAGCAACGUGAUGCGCAGAAACAACAAAUGCAGGCAUUGAUCAUGGAGAAAUCAAUGGAAUUAGAACGUUUGAGGAUACAGUAUGACUCAUUAAAAAAAAUUGAAAUGGAACAAAUGGAAACGAUUGAACAUUUAACAGUAAAUUGAAGUUCAAUUAGACGCAACAACAACACAACAACAACAACAACAAUAAUAACAACAACAACAAUAAGGACAACAACAACAAAACUAUCCUUCACAAUUGUAUCAUGAUAUUGAGAGAAAGAGAGCUUAUUGAAAAAUGAAAAAAUGAAAGAAAGAAAAGUAAAAAAGAAAGAAAAAAAA